This is a messenger RNA of Arctia plantaginis, 906 nucleotides long. NCBI's taxonomy places the organism in Eukaryota, Metazoa, Arthropoda, Insecta, Lepidoptera, Erebidae. The record is from the annotation of a GenBank genome assembly.
AUGAAGCGCGGCGAUUGGUGGGUGGUGACCAAUGGCGGCGGGGGGCGGGGCACGCGGCGCCUGGCGCGGUCGAGCUGCGCGCGCGCACAUGUCGCGGCGGCGCGUCGCGCAGCGAACGUGUUGUAUCACACUCGGACAGCGUCUGACAAAGUCUCGGUUACCUCGUGUCCUUAUGGUGUAGUGCAGUGUUCUAUCAUGAUGCUAGGUGGUAUGGACGGCAAGGAAUACGGCGCGCUGCAUGCAGCCGCCGCAGCAGCGGGCUACGCAAUGGAAACCGAUCCCAGCGCAGCUGCCAUGGGCAACCCUGGCGUGCCUGGCUCUGGGACUCAGCAGUACGGGGAGGUGAACCAACUGGGAGGAGUGUUCGUCAACGGUCGACCUUUACCCAAUGCCGUCAGGCUACGGAUAGUGGAGCUAGCGCAAUUAGGAAUAAGGCCUUGUGACAUAAGUCGACAGUUACGAGUAUCUCACGGAUGUGUGUCAAAGAUCCUGGCGAGGUAUCACGAGACCGGCUCCAUCCUGCCCGGAGCCAUUGGUGGUUCAAAACCAAGAGUUACCACACCCAAGGUGGUGUCUUACAUAAAACAGCUCAAAGCGAAAGAUCCAGGCAUUUUCGCUUGGGAGAUCCGUGACAGGUUAUUGGCUGACGGCGUAUGUGACAAGUAUAAUGUGCCGUCAGUAUCUAGUAUCAGUCGAAUCCUGCGCAACAAACUGGGUGGGGGCGCUCUGUACCCAGUCCCACCCUUAUACCCUGUUCCACCGCAGAGGUGCUGGCCGCUACACCAGCCUUAUGACUACUACGUAUAUCUUCAGGGUCGACAGCAUACAGCAAGCAAUCCUCACGCACUGCCCCACCCCCACCAGCAGCCCCCACCGCCCCACCAUGCGCACGCGCACGCACUUUGA